This is a messenger RNA of Arachis stenosperma, 1014 nucleotides long. RefSeq lists its product as uncharacterized. The record is from RefSeq and is a predicted model, not a curated record. The transcript is spliced from 2 exons. The coding region runs from base 1 to 1014 and encodes 337 amino acids. NCBI's taxonomy places the organism in Eukaryota, Viridiplantae, Streptophyta, Magnoliopsida, Fabales, Fabaceae.
AUGAGGUAUGACGGAACUCAAGACUCGCAGGAGCACCUCACGGCCUUCGAGGCCAGAAUGAACCUGGAGGGAGUGGGAGACGAAGGCUCCGUGGUCAGCUUCUCAGAUAUCAGUCGCGCCUUCUUAGCACAAUUCACCACCAGGAUCGCGAAGGCAAAACACCCGAUCAAUCUACUCGGUGUCACUCAGAAAAUCGGCGAGACGACCAGGAAGUACUUAGAUCGCUUCAACGACGAAUGCUUGGAGAUCGAGGGGUUAACCGAUUCAGUGGCCAGUCUCUGCCUGACGAACGGGCUCCUUAACGAGGACUUCAGAAAGCACCUCACCAUAAAGCCAGUCUGGACGAUACAAGAAAUCCAAACGGUGGCCCGCGAAUACAUUAAUGACGAGGAGGUCAGUCGAGUUGUGGCUGCCAACAAGCGGCAACCCUCCUACACUCAACCCACGCAGCACGGCAACGGAGAAAGACAGAAGGAGCACGCCAGAGACAGCGGACCGAGCAAGGCACCCAGACCGUUUCCUCGUAUUGGAAAAUUCACCAACUACACUCUUCUCGCCCUCCCCAUCAUAGAAGUUUAUCAACAAAUAGCUGAAAAGGGAAUCUUGUCAAAGCCCCGACCUCUGAAGGACCGAACUAGGGGGAACAAAAGCCUCUACUAUGAUUACCAUAAGGGCUAUGGACACAAAACGCAAGACUACUUCGACCUGAAGGACGCACUGGAACAAGCAAUUAGGGACGGAAAACUAGCCGAAUUCUCCCACCUCAUCAGAGAACCGAGAAGACGAAAUCGCGACCACGAUGGGGAAGACAAGACCCGAACGGUGAAGCAAUGGCAGGAGCUAAGGGACGACGACCACGGCCUUACCGUAGUGAAUGUAGUAACCGUGAGAAACACGGCCCCAAGGUCGAGAUCGGCGCACAAAAAAGACGCCAAAGUACUGGCAAUCUCCUCCUCAUCUUCGCGAACCCCCAAAAGUGCCCCACCCAUUUCUUUCGGUCCGGAAGACCAAUGA